CACACACACACACACACACAGAGCUCCCAUUGUUGCAGCCUUCCCCAGCCCACUGAUCCUAAUAUGGAAUGCGGCAGGAAACCCAUGAUUUCCUGACACUCUGCAAGCUGGAGGAAGCAAGGGGGAAACUCCAUUAAAAAGCCCAGCUUUCCUCCAUGUUAGAUGUGAAGGGGAAAUGGGGAAGAUUUAGCGAAGUCUGCUGAGGCUCGAGCCAGGCUGGGGCUGGGGAGAGCAGCAUGAAGCCCUCAGGUUACUGAAAUUUCUCAGCUGCCUGGAAGCCUCCAGAAUUCUGCGGAAAUGAGGGUUUCCUAGUUCAAACUAACAGGGGCCAAGGACAGCCUCUUCUCAUCAUGCCCCCAAGUGUGUGUCACCUUCCUCUACCCGGACGGUAAGCAGCAGAGCCGGUGCCCGCCUGGCACUCGCCUGCCUGAUCUAAGGUAGGAGAAGGAAGACAGAGUGAGGCCAGCCUGCGGCUCCCUGCCCACCACUUCAGUGCUCUGGCAGCAGUUCCAACAUCUGGAGCCGCAAGAAUGAACUGCAAAGAGGAAAGUGACAGCCACUGCAGCUGUGGUGGCCAGGACAACGAGAAGAAGAUGCUGAAGUGUGUGGUGGUCGGGGACGGCGCGGUGGGGAAGACCUGCCUGCUGAUGAGCUACGCCAACGAUGCCUUCCCCGAGGAGUAUGUGCCCACUGUGUUUGACCACUACGCAGUUACUGUGACAGUGGGAGGCAAACAGCACUUGCUCGGACUGUAUGACACUGCGGGACAGGAGGACUACAACCAGCUGAGGCCGCUGUCCUACCCCAACACUGACGUGUUCUUAAUCUGCUUCUCUGUUGUCAACCCCGCCUCAUACCACAACGUCCAGGAAGAAUGGGUCCCGGAGCUGAAGGACUGCAUGCCUCAUGUGCCUUAUGUCCUCAUAGGGACCCAGAUUGAUCUCCGCGAUGACCCCAAAACCUUGGCCCGUCUGCUGUAUAUGAAAGAGAAGCCUCUGACUUACGAACACGGUGUGAAGCUUGCGAAAGCGAUUGGAGCACAGUGCUACUUGGAAUGUUCGGCCCUGACUCAGAAAGGUCUUAAAGCGGUUUUUGAUGAAGCCAUCUUCACUAUUUUCCACCCCAAGAAAAAGAAGAAGCGGUGCUCUGUUCGGUGCAGCUGCUGUUCGGUGGUCUGAAGUCGCUCGCGUGCCACCUGCACUCCAGCCGGGGCAGGGAGGUCAGCGGGCAACCUCUGCCCGCAGCUCCAGCCAGAAAAGAAGGCAUCACAGAGAGGACGUCCUGCCCCCGCAGGAGCUCUCGGAGCAGCACCCUGGUCCACCACCUGCCCCCUCCUUUUCAGCCAGAAGCACCCACCCUGCACCUAUCUGCCUCCUCCCCGGCCCUGGAAUGAUAUUCGGACAGGCCUGCUGCCGAGCACGGCAGACACACAGCCAGAGGCCGUGUUGCGUUUUGCAUGUCCUGUUCCCAGGAGCCUCGAACUGCUGGAAAGUGUCCCGGAGAAACCAAAAGAGGAACUUGGGUCCUGUGCUGGCAGCCCUACUCCAUGUCUUCUACAAAACUUAGAGCCUGACACUAGCCUUUUUUCCCUGAAACUGCUGUUUUCACCCAUGUGUCUUACUUAGAUUUGUGUUACUUCAAAAACUCUCCAAUGGCCUCAGGUUCUACAAAUCCAUACCAAAGUAGCCUGAAGACAAGGUGAUUUGUGUUCAUUUCCAUUUUUGGCAGGUUUCUACCAAAAUUAUUGGAACCAACAUAUACCUCUGAAUGCCUGGUUAUAAGAUACAAGAAAACUUUUAAGCUUCUGGAAACUUACAAUGCCAUACUUUUUUAGCCUGUUUUAAAAAAAAAAAAAUCUGAAUUAGUAUAGAUCCACAUAUUUUUCCAAAGACUCGCCCUACAAAAGCUUAAAUUGUAGAUAGGCUGCUUUUUUUCAUAUAUUGCCAUGGCUAACCAAAAAUAAACUGUAUUUAAGAAAGUAACAUUUCUGCUUUUCAUACAAACUGAUUGGGGAAAGAGAACAGCAGAAAUAACUCUCUGAAAGUAUCCUUCAUUCUUCAAAGUAGCUCUCCUGCUCUCUCCCUUCCCCGAGAAACCCUUUUCCACCCAUGGAUCUGCACUUCCUCCCAGCCCUGUUCCUUUUGUUCCUCCCAACACAGUAGUAGCCUGGCCUCUAAGAAAGAUCUAGACCCCAGAUGCGAGAAGCCAAAGUUCCACAAUCCCCUCAAAUCAGCCAAACUGCCUCAAUUUUUGUAGUUUCUUCCAUGGAAAAUGCUUCUCAGCUUGCCUUCUGUAAGCUCCCAUGCUGAAUGCAAUGACACUCCCCAGUCACAACCGGCCCAGGCUUUCCUAACUCAUUCUCCCAAGUAUUUGUUCUAGUGACUACAUUAGUAGGUACCAAGCUCUGAGCCCGUUUCCAGAACAAUGUAUGACAUGCAACAUGACCUUGGCCCUGAGAAAGGAAAAGCUCCUGAUUAUCCGCUCUUUCUACAUGAAAAUUCAUUUCGUUUUAUUGCAUGAGUGAAGUUUAUCUUUGCAGUAUGAAAUUUGGGGGUCGGGGAUUCCAGGAAUCAAACUCAGGACCUUGCACUUGCCAGGGAAGCCCUGCACAGGUGAGCAUUACACGCUUAGCCUCUAUGCAGUAUGAGAUGAUACCAAGUUUUUCCAGAGUCUAGCGCCCCCCUGAGGAGGAAACCAGUCUUUCUAGUCCCUCUGCUCCUGGAGGAGCUACUUUAAAAAAAAAAAAAAAAAAACAGUUGCAUGCUAUGGGACCUUCUAUAAUUUCCCUUCAGUCUUUGGGGUUCUAUUUGUUUAGAAUUUCUGUAAUGUGUUUUCCCUCCUCCCAUACUCAAGUCCUAGUUCUCUUCUGUCCCAUCUAAUUGCUGAACUUUUUUUUUUAAAUACACACACAUCUUACAGGAAACAGAAGUUUUGUUAAGUCUAAGUUUGACAUUUAGAAGAAAUAAGGAUUUUCUGCCUUUGUCAAUGGAAGUCAACCACGUAUGAACUAUAGCUCUGCAGAGGCUAUGAAUGCAUCAUUUACAAACAAUAAUGAGUAUUUAGCCCUGUAAUAAAGAAAGUGCUGUAGCCAGUUUUGCUGCAUCAUUGCAUAGUUACCUCUUGCUAAAGAGCCACUCCUCACUUCUCACUGACGUGGGUGAAAAAUGGAAAGCAGUAUGUUGGCUCCACCAAGAAAAAUGUUCCAGAUGUGUGCGCUCAACCGGCAAAUAGCUCCGCAGGUCAUCACCUCCCUAAUGGGCCACUGGGAUUAACUUGUUCAUGGUGGGAGGAUCACGCUCUCACCUGGAGCCAGGGCCUGUGCAGAGAUCAUUAGCGUCUGAGCAGAGCAGACUCCAAGAGGCUUGAGGGGCAAUUACAAAAUAAAAUCACGUAGAACAAAGCUACGUGAAUGAGUUCAUGUCAUUCCAGCACAUUAAUCAUCCACUCCGCCUUGUGCCAAGAUCUUGUUCACGUCACUGAAAAGUGUCUCUUUGCUGUAGGAUUGAAUAAAACUAUACAGAAACCAGGAAUAAAAGGGCAUAGGAAUCUAGAGAAGUAGCCUUUGAUGGUCUGGACACCAAGGAGCAACUGAUUUCCACAUAAAGCCAGAGUCUUCACUUUCUAGAGUUAGAAAAGUUUUCAGAGGAGGUGGGGAGAUAGCUCUGUGGUUUAAGUCACUGCUUGGCAAGCACAAGAACCCAA
Molecule: messenger RNA, 3702 nt
Organism: Octodon degus (degu)
Lineage: Eukaryota; Metazoa; Chordata; Mammalia; Rodentia; Octodontidae
Gene: Rhoj
Product: ras homolog family member J
Exons: 5
Coding region: 531-1178 (215 amino acids)
Biological process (GO): small GTPase-mediated signal transduction
Molecular function (GO): GTPase activity; GTP binding
Source: RefSeq, a predicted model, not a curated record